Messenger RNA from Amoebophrya sp. A25, 2944 nucleotides. NCBI's taxonomy places the organism in Eukaryota, Dinophyceae, Syndiniales, Amoebophryaceae. The record is from the annotation of a GenBank genome assembly.
AGAGUCGCAAUAGGACACGCGAUUACGGGGCUGAUGAAUGAUCACUGAAAUGAUGAAUUAAGAUUUUUAGAAGGGGAACGAAGGGCUUCUGUGCCUGCUGAGCGAGUGACAACACUACUCAACAACAACAAGAAGCAACAGGAACUUCGUUUUCGUUACCUGUUCUCGUCGCCGUCAACGGUAACGCUUAUAACUAGGAGAAAAACUACCUACUGCAUUGCCCUCGAAGACGAAAAUGAGUUCUGGCACUGCUGGUAGUGGAGGCAAGGUAACGACAUUCCUUGCCGGACUAUUCAAGCCAAAAGACGAACUUACUCAAGAUUAAGAUUGGCUUUUCAUGAGGCAAUCUAGUGUGAGGAGUGUUCCUGAGUGGGUUCACUUUCUUUUACUCGUCCUUCUAGAAUCCUUACAAUUGAUUCUCAUCUGGAAAUGAUUUCAUCAAGGCCAGGCCAACAUUAGAAGAAAAAUAGAAAACCAUUUCGUAUUCCUAUUCCAAGACCAAGAAUUCUUCCCUCUAAAAUGAUUUGGAUUUUGUUGCUGCAUGCGACGACGAGGUCGAAUCUGAGGAAAUCAAGCAGAAAAUGGCAAGAAUAAAGAUGCGGAUCGAACCGGGGUAUCGACUCGAAGAACGUGCGACAACGAUGAAGUACAUUCAAGAGGCUAUCUACGACACGAAAAGCUGGCGCAGGGUCUACAAUGGCCUACGCCUAUUGGAAAGAGUACUUCUAUCGUCCUUACUUGGACAGCACUUCUCAUUCAAUCUUUUAUGUAUUACCUGCUUCUAUAACCAUGUCUAACUAUGUAUAAUGGUAGUCGUCGUCGUGCCCGUGCUUGUGUAGUUGUUCGCACUCGUAGAUGUAAUUAUUUAUUUUGAUGUUGCUCUUUGUCUUUCAUCUUGUCUUUGAAGAACUGUUGAAGAUGAUGAUGAUACUUACUGACCGAUAAAUUUUCAAACAUGGGGUUGUUUAGGAAUAGUUUCUUCUACAGAUGUGUUUCUCUUCUCUCAUCUAGAAGGGCAUUGUAGACGAGCGGAUCAGGUAAUGCAAAUCGCGGUCCUUGCUGAAGAGCAGCGUGAGGGACGGCAUUUUGAUGUGGUGCAACAGUGUGCUUUGUUGAUGGCAUUUUCGCACGAAGAUAAGCGCGUAACACAUCUCGUUCGCAAGCGCGCUCAGCAUGUUCGAGAAACCGCACUCCAAGUCCUGAAUGUGGUAGCUGAUGAUUCAUCCGGAGGCGCAACGAGAGGAGCGAGUAGUGGAGCAGGUGAUCCGCUGUCCACAGCAGAGAGCGCCUCCAUUAGCAGCACUGGCAGAGGAGGGGCCUCAUCAUCCACAUCAUGCACACCUCGACCACACGUAGAUCUGCUGUCAGCAGACCCAAGCAAGCAGAGCCCAUCACCAAAUACGCCGAUUAGCGAUCCUCCAGGGAGUAGAGGUUCGACAAAUAUUACGGCAUGACGUUUUUGGUAGGUUCGAGCUCUGAUCAAUCGACAUCACUGUCAACCAUACAAUCAAUCUUCCCUUGUUCUAAAUAUUGAACUGGCGGAGCUCUUUGUUAUUUCAUCGCUGGAUGAUUAAAAUCACAGACGACAGAGAUUUCACGAUGUAGUACUUUUCUGCUCUAACGUAUGUGGAAUCUACGCGAACUUUUAUCAGAGUGACAAGAGAGGCGCCGCACUGACAAGCGCCACAGGUAGCACGAUUUGCUACACGAAACACAGGGAAGAUACCGACAGUGAAGAGGAGGGAGACCACAAUGUACGAGCACCACCAGCAGCAUACUCAUACAAUCAGAGCAUUAUGAACGCGAAAAGCGAAUUUGCUGAGAUAUCUAAACAUAAACUCGAUGAUGAAAAGGCUAAAGAUUCUGUUAGAGGUAGGUUUUGGUUGCUUCUGUUUCCUGUUUUGUUCUGCUUUUAUUUUCUUCCUUAGGAGAGGCAAAGCAAACGGCGACAGGAAUACCUAAGGCCUACCCCUAAUACUGGCACUUUGUCAGAAGGUGACACUAACAGAGAUAGUUUUAGACGAAGACGGAAGAUACAGAAACCAGGGAAAGAGAAGAUGAACAUAAAGUGUACGUGUACCAUCACUUAAAGUCAAUAUAAAUCACUUUCGUCAUUAUCAUCCCCAUCGAAUCAUGAUAUUGGCAUAAAUUGAAAUACAAAUUUCAAUCUGAAUUUGUUCUUUCUCUUCUUCCUGUUCAUACCGUAUCAGGGCCCAGUCAGAGGCAACAACAUGGCCAGUUCUGGUACUUCUGUUGACCUCCUCGAUGCAAUGGAGGACUCGGCACCAUCAGGUGGAGCUCUGCCACCUCCAGUUUCUUCUGCGCCAACCGUAACGAACUUGAUAGAUCUUCUCUAGUUCGUCUUACUGCAGCGUGGCGGGUGAAGAAGGAGAACGAGAAGCGUUUUUUAAGAAGCUAACAGUUAGCUAAGCAUCUACACGCACGAGACGUGGUUGCUGUAACUUGGGAUGGGAAUUUUCUUCCGGAAAGAACGAAGGACAAUGAAUGUAGGAACUUUAUUUAGUCGACCGCGGGAUUGAUAGGUCACACGUCUGCACAACAUUGAAAGAGACUUCUUCUGGGAGGUGCGCGACUUUUUACACGAGAUUGGGAUCAGCACACUCACGGAAAAAAAAUUCAUAUCGAGUCGCAUACGGCUCUCACUCUCAGGGAAUUUGUCGAAUGUUUUGUAACCUCGUCGAUGUCGAGGUGUGCUUAUUUCGAAUCGAGUGAAUUUAUCAACAUGCUGCUCCUUCUCUCUGUCGUGUUGAUGUCCUUUUUUCUACAAACUGACCCAAACUGCCUCGCGGAAGCGUGGCAUCGUUCUGCACCCAAGUUUCCGUGAUGUAAGCACGUACCUAGAUACUCUGUACCUUCUUCUAGUAGAGUGUUCGUAUUCAUCUCAACUUGAUUCUUUUCACAUUUACAACCGACCCCGUGAAGC